Messenger RNA from Thunnus maccoyii (southern bluefin tuna), 6881 nucleotides. Its product is annotated as serine palmitoyltransferase 2-like. The transcript is spliced from 12 exons. Gene Ontology annotation, cellular component: serine palmitoyltransferase complex. Lineage: Eukaryota; Metazoa; Chordata; Actinopteri; Scombriformes; Scombridae. The record is from RefSeq and is a predicted model, not a curated record. Bases 221 to 1930 code for a protein of 569 amino acids. Gene Ontology annotation, molecular function: serine C-palmitoyltransferase activity; pyridoxal phosphate binding. Gene Ontology annotation, biological process: ceramide biosynthetic process; sphingosine biosynthetic process.
AUUUAGCGUCUGGAUUUUCAGGUUUCACAGUGUGUGGGUCCUGUGUGUGUGUUGUCUGUGUGUAUGUGUGUGUGCGUGUGUGUGAGAGAGGGAGAGUUUGUAGUGUGGUUGUAAACGUCCUCACCAGCUCGGAUACUGUCACCGCUUUGCACCGCAGGCAGGGCUCCGUGUUUCCUACAUAUGCAAGUUACCGUCGCGGCUCCACAAUCGUUGGCCAGCAAUGACCGAGAGCCCUGCGACCAAGCCAGCCAACGGGGAAGUGUGUCAGCGUGUGAAGAACGGACUAAAGCCGGAGAGAAACGGCUGGGUGAAGAGCCUCCACCGCUGCCAUGAGCGGCAGCCCGAGCACCACUGCCACCCCGAGGAGGAGGAGGUUCUUGCAGCAUCGGACCAUGCCGGCCUGUACAGCCGGCCCUUUGUUGAGUCUUUCGAGGAGACGCCCAUGCUAGUAGCUGUCCUCACUUACAUGGGCUACGGCAUACUCACCAUCUUCGGCUACCUCCGCGACUUCCUCCGUCACUGGAAGAUCGAAAGGUGCCACAUCGCCAGGGAAAAGGAAGAACAAAGGGACUUUGUGCCCCUCUACCAAGAUUUUGAGAACUUUUACACCCGAAACCUUUACAUGCGGAUCCGAGACAACUGGAACAGGCCCAUAUGCAGCGUCCCGGGGGCUAAAAUGGACCUGAUGGAACGAUCUUCCCACGACUACAAUUGGACUUUUGAGUACACAGGUCGGGUGGUGCAGGAUGUGAUUAACUUAGGCUCGUAUAAUUAUCUCGGCUUCGCAGAGAACACAGGUCCAUGCGCUGACUCUGCAGCCGAGGUCACCAUGAAGUACGGUGUCGGAGUGGCAAGCACCAGGCAGGAGACUGGUAACCUGGACAGGCAUGAGGAGAUGGAGAAACUGGUGGCUAAGUUCCUGGGUGUAGAGUCAGCCAUGGCGUUCGGGAUGGGAUUCGCAACCAACUCCAUGAACAUACCAGCACUGGCUGGCAAGGGCUGUCUGAUUCUGAGUGAUGAACUGAACCAUGCCUCUCUGGUGCUGGGAGCCAGACUCUCAGGUUCCACCAUCAGAGUCUUCAAACACAACAAUAUGCAGAGCCUGGAGAAACUGCUGAGAGAAGCCAUAGUUCACGGCCAGCCCAGAACUCACAGACCAUGGAAAAAGAUUCUCAUAGUGGUCGAGGGCAUUUACAGCAUGGAGGGCAGUAUAGUGCGCCUGCCAGAGGUAAUCGCCCUGAAGAAGCGCUACCGGGCCUACCUUUACCUAGACGAGGCCCACAGCAUAGGGGCCCUGGGGCCGAGGGGAAGAGGCGUGGUUGAUUACUUUGGCCUUGACCCCUGUGAUGUGGAUGUCAUGAUGGGCACCUUUACCAAGAGUUUUGGCGCUGCAGGGGGAUACAUCGCAGGGAAAAAGGACCUCAUUGAGUACCUGCGCUCCCAUUCCCACAGUGCAGUCUACGCCACCUCCAUGUCUCCUCCUGUGGUGGAGCAAAUCAUCACUUCUAUGAAGUGCAUUAUGGGAGAGGAUGGCACAAUGUUAGGCUGUGAACGUGUGCGACAGCUGGCAGAGAACACAGUCUAUUUCCGCAAGAGGCUUCGAGAAAUGGGUUUCAUCAUCUACGGCAACAACGACUCUCCUGUUGUACCCAUGAUGCUCUACAUGCCAGCAAAGAUAGGAGCAUUUGGCAGGGAGAUGCUGAAGAGGAACAUCGGGGUGGUGGUGGUGGGCUUCCCCGCUACGCCCAUCAUUGAGUCCCGGGCACGCUUCUGCAUCUCAGCUGCCCACUCAAAAGACAUGCUUGACAGGGCGCUGAGUGUCAUCGGUGAGGUAGGAGACCUUCUUCAGCUCAAGUACUCCCGACACAGAAUACACCCGUCUUUGGCUCGGCCAUUUGACGAUAAUGUGUAUGAAGACAUUGACGACUGAUGAACCACUCCUCUUCUAAAGUGGUGUGAACCAGAAAAACCCCAGAAAAUACAGAAUGGGUCAAGAUGGAUCACAAGUCUUCCACAAGGACCGAGAUGUGCACAGGUGCCCCUUGUCACUAGCUUGCCAUAAUGUAACCUCCCCAACAAAAAGGAAAACACUUACAACCAUCAUCUAAUUCUACUUUGCCUUACCUAAACAUGCAGAACAUGUGGUGAACACACUGAAAAACAACAACUGCUUUUUCAUGUGUACUUUUUUUUUUUUUUUUUUAUCAUUUUGUGUCUUAAGAAUGUUUUCGUUUGGUAGUAUGUGUGUAUGUUGUGUGUUUGUAGUGCUUGCAGCAUUGGUAACGUUAAGCUUUUUGAUUAUGUAUGUGAAGUGGACAACUUUCCAAAUGUUUCUAAAAUUGUGAGCUGCUGGGAUUUUUUCCACUAUAUGGAUAAAGUGAACUUUAAUGAGGUAAAGUUAGCAUUUAAUCAUCAAUCAAAAGAACAAGACUUGUUCCAUCUUUCAUCCAGAAAAGUUCAGAUUAGGUAUUAAUGCCAUAGACUGAAAGCAGAAAGCACUGGAUGUUGCAUUGUUUGCACAGGACCACUGAAGUCCCCCGAUUUUAAUUAAUUAAUUAAAAAGUUUUUUAUCCCUGUCAGUCUGUUAGCAAGCCGAUUAGCAAGACAUCAUACAAAGCGGCAUUCACAGUCUCCUAGGUGCCUUCUGGUUUUCUAGAAGGAGGUUUUGUAUGUUCAAACCAGUAGAAGUUUUCUCCAUUCCUUUUUAGGGAACAAGACGAGACUAAAAAGUCCUGAUAACGUAAUUUAGAAGCUGUAGUGCUCAUUAAACCAGGCUUGAUCAGACAUUUUUUGAACCAAACAAUCAAUUUUGGCCACAUUAUAUUGUUGUCAUUCCAUCCUUGGCUUUCCUAGACAGGCUGAAAAUAUGGAACCUCUAAGUUGAGCAUAGCACUUAAUGAAUAGUGGUGUUGAUGUAAUACUACAAAAAGGUUGCCAAAUAUUAGAAAAUAAUUACUCAAAUUAAUACAAUGACUUGUUUUAAAGUUCAACAUUUUGGGAAAUGUGCACAUAUGCUCACUUGCUGAGAGUUACAUGAGAAAAAUCAUUAUUUAAGUCCUUACACUAAACAUGAGGCUGUAGUUUCAUAUUUAGCAGGCGAUUAGCUUAGCCUAGCCCCGAGAUAACAAGUUUAGAUAACAGUCUGUAACUCCCUGUAACACCAAAAACUGUUGUUUUGUACAGAAUAAAUAAACAAGAUGUUAAUAAGUGAGCUGUAGAGAUGUGGGCAGGUGUAUUUUUGAAACUUGAACAGAGCUAGGCUAGCUUUUUCCCUCUGUUUCCAGAUUUUAAGCUAAGCUUUAACCUAAACUAAGCUAGCUGGAUCUAGCUUCAUAUUUAGCGUACAGACAUGAGAAUGGUAUCAGUCUUCUCAUCUAACUCCCCACAAGGAAGCAAAUGGAUGUAUUGCCCAAAAUGUUGAACCAUGGCCAAAUGUCUAAUGUUUGCAAUAGAAAGCUAAAUUACUUAGGAUAAUGUUUUAUUAUUCAUUCAUUAAAGUCAUGGAAAACUUGUAAAGCUUGAUAGUUGCCUCAACUGGAACCAGCUCUGGGACAGUCAGUACAGCAGUGCCAAAACAGAUAUUUAUCUAAAGUACUACUAAGAAUCCCAAUCAUACCAGUCAAAUAGCCUAAAUUUGAUUGGUGUCUGAUAGCACGCUAUUCACCAUGUUUAAUCCUAGUGUAAGAGAGUAAAUUGCCCACACACAGAGGACAACCCGAUGCUCCAUAGUUAAUGCAGAAUUUCAUCAAUAUAAAAAUUCUCUGGCAGCUCCAACAAUCAGAGGUUGAUUGUUGAAAUUGGUAGAUAUCCUCUUAUGUAUAUACUGUAUGUAAUAUGUAAUACCAUGUCUGUAUCCAUUCUGAACGCAAGAAGAAAAACACUUUUUAACACACACAAAUCUAUAAGAUAAGAUAUACUUUAUUGUCCCUAAGGGGCAACUUGACUUGGGCAAUAGUGCUACAUACAGCUGCAAUCAACCUAAAUACACUAUGUAACAAACAAUACAAUGGUACAUCAAAGACACAAUAAACAUUUACAUACAACAAAUUAGAAAAUAUAUGUAAAUAUUGCACAUGCCCAGAGAGUUAAAGUAUAUAAACACCUAAACAUUAUAAAAUGGGGAAUGAACUAACUCAGUCUUUCAAGCAUUUAAUUGCAUCUUUUGUUCAGUAAUUUCAUGAUUGGAUAAUCUUGCUACAUUUAUUUUCACAUUUUCCAGUGACAAAAUGUACAUACACAAUGAAAUUAAAUGGCAUUAUAGCUACGCCAGGUCUGACACAUAAUGGCUUUACCUGACAUAAUUCCCACUACUCAAUACAUAUGGAGUAUGAUUCCAAAAAUAGAACAAUCCCCAAAGCCCUGAACAAUAGUGUAUCUAGCUGUUGUCAGUGGCAAAACCAUGAAAAAAUCUGUUUUUUUUUAUUGACCGAUCAAAUUUUUUUCAUAAAUGAUAAUUUAAAAAAGCAACAUUCGAUUCAAACUUAUAGUAAAUCACUGUUUUUGGAAAUAAAAAUCCCCCAAAAAUGUCUACUGAAACUUGAAUGGGGAAUUUAACCCCGAAACGCUUGUUAUACAUGGAUUUGGCCGCCUGUGUUUACCUCUUCAUCCCAUCAUCACCGGCAUCCUUCAGUGUGAUUGUAUGUUUUUUUUUUGUUGUUUUUUUUUUUACUUGACCAUAUUAGUAUGCAUUUUUACUAACUUUUAAAGUCUUACAGAUGACCUCAAAGAUUAAGUUAAUAUGACUCACAGGACACAAGGCCAGAGUUGUGAUUGUCAAAUUAGUCUUAGUUCUAUUUUGCAAUAUUUUCCAACAUUUUUCCAGUUGUGCAAAGCUGUUCUCUAGUAAAGGUUAAUCUCCAGGCCAGACAAGAGAAUACCUAAACUAUUAAGACUAAACUAGUCUGGACUGAUUCAUCAUUGUUUGUAAUCUCCUUCUUAUCCGCCCUACCUCUUGGGUGCUUAUUAGUAAUAACGUAAUUGUUUUGUGUCUGAUAACGUCAAUGCCUUGUAAACAAAGUGUUAUCUUUGUUAGAGCUGAAAUGUGCAGUGACUCAGAAGUCAUCAAUAAUCAUAUAUCAGUCUGUGACUGGGAGUGGGUGUCCGCUUGCUUGCAUGAUUUGGGCUAUUAAUGUGUGUUUUCUGCACUUUUACCUUGCUUUUCUUCCACAUACACACCUGUCUUUUGAACCCUCAGUUUAUCUUGACAUUGUGCUACUGACACUUGGGACAACAACACUCCUUGAUGAAGGCAGCUGUAAAAGCUUACAUAAAAGCUGUAUAAAAAAUUUAAAAAAAGAAAAAGAAAGAAAGAAAUCCUACAUGCAAACAGUCACACCCUGCAUGUAUGCACACUGACAAGUAUUCUGUAACCACUCGUUCCUCAUACUAAUGCAUGUACAGUAAGAAUUAGUCAUUGAAGCUGCUCUGCACCACAGCCUGUGGUGCUCAAUGAUAAACACUGUUCUGCUAGAUGUGACUUUUUUGAAUGUUGUCAUAAACCACUUCAUUCCAGAAAAUAGUUUGAGUUAACGUAUCUUUGUGGGGUCUAGGGAGGUUUUCUUUUUCUCUUCCAUAUUAAUGUUUUUCUGUUACUGUAAAUGAGAGAUGUUUGUGUAAUGUGUCUCAUAGAAAAUCUAUCUGUAGAAAAAGUUUCAAAAGCUGAAUCUUUGAAUUACAAAUGAUUGUCCAUGAGCUAAGCUAAGAGUUACAUUAUUACUCACAUAGAUACAGAAUGUCUUAUAUUUUUGAAGUUACUUUGCACGCAGGAGAGUCAUCAAAUGAUACUUGAUACUAAAAGCAGGCCUUUGAAACUUAUUUUAAUAUUAAAACAUAAUCAUGUAAUACCCCAAAACCAGAAGGCCUUCACGAUGCUGUUUGACCAAAUUGUUUUGUGAGCAGCCAUUCAGCUGCUUUUAUUAUAUAAAUUAGAUCUCUACAGUACCCUUCAGAAUAGCUGGUACAUGUUAAAUAAAAACCAGAUGUACUGUUGGGAAACUUUACAGAGUAAACCAUUUGGUCCUGGAUGUUCUAUCAGUAAAUAUCAAUAUGUUCCCUUAAUGAUCUCAAUGGAUAAAUCAGCUUUGAUCUCUUUGAACUUUGUACUCUUCAUGCCUUUUUUCUAAGGUCUAUGAGCUUUGUUGGUGUAAGACGACAUGAAAUGUGUAAAAUGAAAUGCUACUUUUGGAAGAUGGUCCCAAUAUUUUGGAGAAAAUAAGAUGCAACGCGCUCAACUCACGAUUAGACCUUGAAGACUAAGUGCUGGAUCCUUAAUGUAGUUAAUCAUAAAAAAGAGAGACUAGGACAGAACUCCAAUUUGACUUUUUAAUAUUUAACAAAGCUCAUAGAGCCACAUGUGGAAAUAUGGAAAGGUCAAGCUGGAAAGCUGUCCUAGUCCCCCAAUAUUUUGUACAAAGUUUAUAUAUUGUUUCACUGAAAUGGAGCUGUUCAGAAUAUUUUGUUUACUAUGGAGAAACCUGGGAAAGUUGGAUAUCGCUAUUGCUGGCAGCCUUUUGUUGAAAGCACUCGAGUGUGCCAAUAAUGGAGGCAAUCAUUUCAAAAGUCGAGUGCAAGUUACCACACAUCAGAGAGAAUUAUUUUCUGAUAUAGUGCCUUUUGAAGCAAAUGAUUUUCUAUGAAUUCUGAUGAAAGUAAGUGUCAUAACUUGGAUUGUUCCUCUUUUACAGUCUUAUUUGACUUCUUUUACUACUUUGUCUUCAACAAUAAUCAGCACUGGGUGUGUCUUCUAUGUUUACUAAUUGCCAUGCAUUUGAUCAUAGAAAAUGCACUAUUUGCAACAUAUCAGCAAAUUAUUAAUGUGUAAUGUGUCACCCAUGUCAGUGAUAUCAGUAGAUCAUUAAAACAAUAAAAACUAUGCUAUUUUG